Messenger RNA from Pelobates fuscus (common spadefoot toad), 2425 nucleotides. RefSeq names its product ribosomal protein S6 kinase related (gene RSKR). NCBI's taxonomy places the organism in Eukaryota, Metazoa, Chordata, Amphibia, Anura, Pelobatidae. The record is from RefSeq and is a predicted model, not a curated record. Gene Ontology annotation, biological process: protein phosphorylation. Gene Ontology annotation, molecular function: ATP binding; protein serine/threonine kinase activity. The transcript has 12 exons. The coding region runs from base 46 to 1236 and encodes 396 amino acids.
GGGAAAGUCUGUUUUGCUUUGAUGUAGACUGAUGAACUAUGGGACAUGGGAGCUGCAUACAGUGAAAUCAAGAGUGGUUCGCCUUUGACAAGCAAUUUUCUGGUUCCUCCUUUGAAAAUACAUCUGAGCAGAGAUCGCUUGCUUGCAUCUGGACUUAGUCGGUUGUGGAUCGCCGGACGUACAUUAAACGAAAAAUUCCAGACCACUCAGCCUUUUAGCUCUGAAGGGGAGAAAGCAACAGAGCGACCACUGCCUCAGUACAUCUCCCUAUUCCUGCCUGAAUUUCCACUUUGGCAGCCUGUAGGGCAACAAGAAUUAAAGAUUUUAGGAUGUGUUGCCAAAGGUUCGCUUGGACCAGUGCUUAAGGUUUUAGACUGUACCGAACAGAAGAUCUUUGCAUUAAAGGUGUUACCAAAAGUGGAAAUCUUGAGACGGAAUACACUGAAACAAUGUAAGGAAGAAGUCAGCAUACAGCGUCAGGUCAAGCAUCCAUUCAUUCAGUGUUUGGGGAACAGCUGGCAAGGGCAACAGCAUCUCUUUAUCAUGUGCUCGUAUUGCAGUUUUGGAGACCUCUAUUCCUUAUGGACUUCUUCUAAGCAUAUAGAUGAAGAUACGUUGCGGAUAUUUGCUGCAGAGUUAAUAACAGUGUUAGCAUAUCUUCAUGACUUGGGCAUUGUACAUCGUGAUGUAAAAAUGGAAAAUAUACUGCUGGAUGAGAGAGGGCACUUGAAGCUAUCAGAUUUUGGUCUCGCCAAGCAUCUGUCUUUUGGAGAACGGACAUAUACAAUUUGUGGAACCCUUCAAUAUAUGGCCCCCGAAGUACUUUCUGGAGGUCCUUACAAUCAUGCAGCUGACUGGUGGUCGUUAGGUGUACUACUGUUUGUGUUGUCAACUGGAAAGUUUCCUGUUUCUCCUGAGAAAGACCACACGGGAAUGCUGGAGAGUGUUAACCAAGCAACAUAUGAUGUUCCAACUUGCCUGAGCCAAGGGCUAUCCCACCUCUUGAAAGAGCUCCUGUGCAAAGUCCCAAAACAGCGGCUGCGAUACCUUCACCAGUUCAAAAGCCAUCGUUUUUUUCGAGGCAUUGCUUUUGACCCGAUUCUACUGCAGAAAUGUCCAGUUGAAUUUGUUAUGAUGAUGCGGAAGGCAGAAAUUGCAGAUCUCCCGGCAAGUGAUAUUUUUGAAGACUUUGACUGUGACUUAACUGGGAAUGUGCACUUUCCAUGCCCAGCCUAACGUAGAAAAGUCAAUGUCUGGUUCAUCAUUUGGCUGAAUCUUGUCUAAAUUGCAAAGACAGCUGUUAAUCCUUGGACAAAUUACUUUAUAUUAAAGUUGGGACAGAGUCUUAUCAUUAGUGAGUGGAAACCAUAUUUCUCAGGGCAGGACUUGAGCAAUUCUAGUGCAAAGUGCAACAUUGGAGAUAAACAUAAAAUCCAACUGGUAAUGCAAUAUAUUUAACAUUAUCUAAUAUUAAUUACACAGAGGGACUGGUUAGAGAGCUCAUCCAUCUACAAAGCUUAUCAAAUUGAUUCCAUAUCAUUCACUAAAUCAAAUCCCAGCUAGUAACAGAUACACGUGCAACCUUGCUGGGAUUCACCUCCACUCUCCGUGUUUGUCUGCUUCUCUAUUUAACCCCUUAAGGACCAAACUUCUGGAAUAAAAUGGAAUAAUGACGUGUCACACACGUCAUGUGUCCUUAAGGGGUUAAGGAAGGUAAAGGCUUGCUCAAUGCACUCCACAAAUCACAUCUACAUUAAACACGGGUCCUUCCCAGGCAGGCCAGGGCAGCAUUUAAGAUCAUGGCCACCCUCUUUUGCCUCUUGCUGUUGUCUUAGAGGUAGAUCUCCAGGUAAGGUGCCUCCACCAGGGCCGCCAUCAGGGGGUGACAACCAUAACGGGCCCUACACAUACUUAGGGCCACCCGAUGGACCCUAUAUCUUCAGGGCCCAGUCGGCGCUGUGGUCGUGGUUUAGGGCGACCGGGCCCCUUUUAAAAAAAGAAAAAAGCAGCCGCAAGUGGUGCUGGGAGGAAGCGGAGGAGGAGCGUGCGCGCCAGUGAAGAGGGAGCCACGCCGACUCCCAUCAUCCCCAGCCACCCUCCUGCAAAGAAAAGGUAAGAGACAGGAGAGUGGCUGGAAAAUGAGCUGUGUGUGUGUCUGUAUGUCUAUGGCUAUGUCUGUCUGUCUGCAUGCAUGUCUAUGUAUGGAUAGAACAGGAAAUAAGCGCUCGCUACACAGUGCAAAAAAGGAAUGGGCAGCAGAGAAUCUGUGAGACUUCCCAAAAAUCUUACCAAGAGAACAAUAGAUGCUUAAACGUAUAACACACAAAGAAUGAAAUGUUGCCAUGUUUUUAUUGAACACACCAUGUAAACAUUCACAGUGCAGGUGGGAAAAGUAUGUGAACCCCUAGACUAAUGACAUCUCCAA